Molecule: messenger RNA, 6624 nt
Organism: Gadus chalcogrammus (walleye pollock)
Lineage: Eukaryota; Metazoa; Chordata; Actinopteri; Gadiformes; Gadidae
Gene: lrig2
Product: leucine-rich repeats and immunoglobulin-like domains 2
Exons: 18
Coding region: 560-3769 (1069 amino acids)
Molecular function (GO): protein binding
Source: RefSeq, a predicted model, not a curated record
UAUAUGUAGCGGUUGUGUUUUGCAAAAAAAAAGAUGCACUAAAUCAUCUUCUUAUAAAUUCCAAUAGGCUAGCAGCAGACACUUGACAGGCAUGAUCGCCUUCCAAUUGAAUCCGUGUAAACAUGCUGGAAGGGGCGGGAGCUGGGGUAUCUCAUGUCGUCAACGCGAGGCGCUUUGUUGUUCCUUCGAGACACAAGUCGGGAAAAAAUAACUUUUUGAUUUAAAAUAAGACAAUCUGUGUGAUAAUAGUUUGCAACGAUUAGGGUCGGUGCCAUGGCACUGUGAUCUGGACUGGAGGUGUACGGUAUCAUGUACAGUAUUGGGAAAAGUGCCUUCUUGGAGGAAUACAGCUAGCGGAAGGAAUUCCAGGGAAGACGGGAAAAAUCUCGGCAGGGAUGCCAUCAGCAAGUUGGAAAAAUGUACUUCACGCCACGAUAUGGGAUUGAUCCACCUCUCCGCGGAAUUAUGUGCACGUUUGAUUAAUCCCGGGUGCCGGAAAGGAGCGUGUUGUGUGCUUUACAACUAUUGUUCGGACAGUUAGCAAGUUAGCCACGUAGCUAUGGCUAGGAAGACAUUUAAAAUGGCGGAGGAUUGGCCCGUGUCUGUGGCCGUCGUCUUCAUGUUGUUGGGUUUGAGUGCCUGUGCACUGGAGCCCUGUCCUGAUCCAUGCUCGUGUAAAAGUGGAUCCGACGAGAUACAUAUCCUGGACUGCAACCGCAAAAGACUUACGACAGCUCCUCGUAACCCCCCUAGCUGGAUCACCCAAGUGAGCAUGAAUCAUAACGAAUUGACUUCUAUUCCUUCCCUUGGGGACGUCUCCUCCAACGUCACGUCGUUGUCAUUGAUCCACAACCGAAUCUGGGAGCUACCUCUGCAUCAGCUGCAGCUGUACACAUCCUUGGAGUCCCUCGACCUCGCCUCCAACUCUAUCUCUGUGCUCAAGGCCUUCCCCUCCAUGCCGCUCAAAUACCUGAAUCUGAGCAACAACAAGGUCAGCACGCUGGAGCCGGGCUGCUUCGACAACAUCUCCAGCACCCUGUUGGUGCUCAAACUCAACCGCAACCGGCUGGCCCUGCUACCCUCCAAGGUCUUCAAGUUGCCCAUGCUAAACUUCCUUGAGAUUAAACGCAACAAGAUCAAGGUGGUGGACAGCCUGACCUUCAAGGGGAUGGAGGCCCUCCGCUCCCUGAAGAUGCAGAGAAACGGCAUCACCAAGCUGAUGGACGGAGCUUUCUUUGGACUGAACAACAUGGAAGAGCUAGAGCUGGAGCACAACAACCUGACGGAGGUAAGUAAGGGCUGGUUGUACGGCCUGCGGAUGCUGCGCGUCCUGCAGCUCAGCCAGAACACCAUCGGCAUCAUACGAGCAGACGCCUGGGAGUUCCUCCAGAAGCUCGAACAACUGGACCUCUCCUUCAACCACCUGACGCGUCUGGAGGACACGGCCUUCGUGGGCCUGGGCCUCCUGGAGAACCUGAACCUGGGGGAGAACACCAUCAGCCACCUGGGAGAGGGUGUGUUUGGCGGCCUGGCCAGCCUCCGCAGCCUGGAUAUCCGCAAUAAUGAGAUCUCCUGGGCCAUCGAGGACUCCAUCAGCGUGUUUGAGGGCAUGAAGAAGCUCAACACUCUUAUUCUCCAGAGGAACAAGAUCAAGUCCAUCACCAAGAAGGCCUUCCAGGGCUUGGAGGAGCUGGAGCACCUGGACCUGAGCAAGAACGGCAUCAUGUCAGUCCACCCCGACGCCCUGGCUCACCUGAAGCUGAAAUCCUUUAUGCUCAACACCACAAGCCUUCUGUGUGACUGCCAGCUGCAGUGGCUGGGCCAGUGGUUGAUUGACAGCCAUUUCCACCAAUCGGUCUCUGCUGUGUGUGCCCACCCGGCCAACCUGGUGGGGCGGGACAUCCUGUCUGUCACUGCCGAGGAAUUUGUUUGUGAUGACUUCCCCAAGCCGCGCAUCUCGGCGCACCCGGAGACGGCCACGGCGCUGCGGGGCACCAACGUGACUCUGAGCUGCGUGGCGUCCAGCAGCAGCGACUCGCCCAUGGCCACGGCCUGGCGCAAGGACGGCGAGGUGCUGUACGACGGGCAGGUGGAGAACUACGCCCGCUACCAGCAGGGCGAGCUCAGCUACACCACCGUGCUGCACCUGCUCAGCGUCAACUUCACGGACGAGGGCCUCUACCAGUGCGUGGUCACCAACCACUUUGGCUCCAACUACUCUCACCGCGCCCGGCUCACCGUCAACGAGCUGCCCUCCUUCCUGAAGACGCCCAUGGACCUGACCAUCCGCACGGGCACCAUGGCCCGGCUGGAGUGCGCCGCCGACGGCCACCCCUCCCCGCAGAUCGCCUGGCAGAAGGACGGCGGCACGGACUUCCCCGCCGCCCGCGAGCGCCGCAUGCACGUCAUGCCCGACGACGACAUCUUCUUCAUCGCCAACGUGAAGACGGAGGACAUGGGCGUGUACAGCUGCACGGCGCAGAACGCCGCCGGCAGCCUGUCGGCCAACGCCACGCUGACCGUACUGGAGACGCCGUCCUUCAUGCGCCCGCUGGAGGACCGCACGGUGGCGCGCGGCGAGACGGCGGUGCUCCAGUGCAUCGCCGGCGGCAGCCCCGCCCCCCGCCUCAACUGGACCAAGGACGACGGGCCGCUGGUGCUCACGGAGCGCCACUUCUUCGCCGCCGCCAACCAGCUGCUCAUCAUCGUGGACGCGGGGCCGGCCGACGCCGGGAAGUACACCUGCGUCAUGUCCAACACGCUGGGCACGGAGCGCGGGCACAUCUACCUGGGCGUGUCGCCGUUGGCCAACUGCGACACGGGCGCCUCGUACGAGUCGGACAACUGGACCACGGUGGGCAUCGUGGUGAUCGUGGUGGUGUGCUGCGUGGUGGGCACCUCGCUGGUCUGGGUCAUCGUCAUCUACCACAUGCGCCGGAAGAGCGAGGACUACAGCAUCACCAACACAGAUGAAAUGAACCUGCCGGCAGACAUCCCCAGCUACCUGUCCUCCCAGGGCACCUUGUCGGAGCCCCAGGAGGGCUACAGCAACUCGGAGGCUGGCAGCCACCAGCAGCUCAUGCCCCCGCUGUCCAACGGCUACGCCCACAAGGGCACCGACGGUGUGUUCUACGGGGACACGGGCCUGGAGCUGGAUAACGAGGGCGGGACGCUGCACUGCAGGGUGGGCUCGCUGUUCCCCGGCAGGAGCAGCUUCCAGCCGGGGGAGCAGCCCCGAGGAGACGGCCUCCCCGGUGCUCCCACAGCAGGUGGCGCAGGUUCGCUGGUCAUCUGCUCCGACUGCUACGACAACGCCAACAUCUACUCCCGCACCCGGGAGUACUGCCCCUACGCCUACCUGGGGGCGGAGGAGGACGACGUGGGGCUGGGGGCCCCCCGCGGCCCCCCCAGAGAGGACGCCACGCUGGAGGGCCUCAUCAGCCAGCAGGACCCCUCCGCCUCCAACUCCUCCUACGGGGGCCUCCACCCCCCCUCGCACGGGGAACGUCUGGGGGGCCCGGAGCCUGGAGAGUGCUACGCCACCGACCCGGCCAGCAGGAGCUUCUGGGGUGAGGGAAAGGAGCCUGUGGUUUCCCAGCUCCCCGUCCCGCUGGCGCCCCCCUCUGGCCACAGGUCGGAGCAGCAGCAGCAGCAGCAACAACACAACAGUAGCAGCAGCAGCUUCCCAGGCACUGCUCACACGCAAGCCGUCAACAACACAAGUGGAUCCCAUAGGACUAACACACAGGAGCAUCCUGCUCCCUCAUAGGCUAGGCUUGCCCUAGCCCCCCCCUAAACACACACACACACACACACACACACACACACACACACACACACACACACACACACACACACACACACACACACACACACACACACACACACACACACACACACACACACACACACACACACACACACACACACACACACACACACACACACCUGAUUCCUCCCCCUUCCUCUUCACCAGAGCCACGAUUCCCCCACUUCAGCUUCUCUCCAUCCACUACCUCCUAAGAGACUUCCUCGCUCUCUGCCAAAGAUUCUCUCUCACUCUGACUCUCACAUGUGUUUACAUUCCCACCGGCCCAGAGACGAGGAGGACUUCAUGCCUCGUUGUUUGAACUGAAACUCCAGGCCGGGAAAGAAAAAGAAAAGACUUAAUGCAAACUUUGAGGCGAUUGAGAUCCCCUCGUGAAGAUGUACGGACCAACCCCCCCCCCCCAUCCUCCCCAUCGUCCCAGCUCCACACACACUCUACUCUGCUCCCUCUAUCUCUCUCUCCAGAGAAAGCUAUGAAUGUAUGCUCGGAAGAGCCCCACGUCACUGGGAGACACAUUCCCCGUGCCCUGCCACGUGGAGACCGGGGUACCGGUCAACACCGGGGGUACACACCCGGCGUGAACCUCCCGGAGCCUGCCCUGUGACUCCGCCUCAAUUCCCAGCAGAGGGAGGGGGGAGGGGGCAGGGGGGGGGGGUAUAUAAAGGAUGGAAGAGGAUCAAAGAUGGAGGACUCGUCCAGUUCUCUGACCAGCAGUCCCUGGUUCCCUAUAUAUAUACACGGCGGAACCGCGGAUGCAUAUAUGACCUACAUUCCCAUGGCAACCUGUACUUGACUCUCAAAGCGGAUUGGUUGCCUGUUGAUGCAAGCUUUGAGGACGCGCUCGCACACCACGUUGCCACACGGUGGCUUCUUGCGUGUGCGCGCGUGUUAUACGUGUAAUAAUAUAUCCUACAUUAAUAUUUGCCUAUUGAUGUUUUUUGUUUUUCCUACUAUGUCUGUAAGAGGUACCGUAUCCCGUUUUUCCUUGUUUGGAUUCUCUGCUGUCCCCGGGUGCCCGGUCUGGUAUGAAUAAUCAUACGUGUUUGCACAUUCGACAAUCGUGUCGGUCGUUCCUUGGGAGAGCCCCGCUGUUGUGUUUUUAAACAAUCCUUGUGCGUCCUUUCUUCAGGUACAACAAUGGUGUACAAAAAUGUGUAUCGAUUUCAAUAUGCACUGAUUCGUGUUAUUUUCCCCGGGGUCGUUGUUUAGCAGGCACUUGAUUAUGAAUUCUUUGUACGUUCUUUUAACCGUAAUGCAUUUCUGUACCCAUAAUGCAUUGAGCAUGGCUGCUGCGUCUUACUGGGUACGACCCCAUUGUUUCCACUUCUCGUGUGUGUCUGUGUGCAUCCAAUCCUAGUCUUAUCGGUGUGUUGGGAGUGAAAUAUGCUCGGAUAUAUUUGGCUGAUUCCUAAACCCUGUUAUUUCCCAGCGUUUCUCUGGCAUGCAGAGAUCCAAAAAUGUCUGCUGAAGAACUCAUUAUAGCGAGAGCGGCGUUAAUUAAAGCGCUGCAAAGCUUCCGUAAUGCUGCUUAUCAAGACGCUUAUCAAAAUCAGAUCGCUUAAUCUCCCCACCCCCCCUCCUGCUUUCAUUAACGUCUGCAUUCAUUACCAAGAGGUAAUCUUUAUUUCAUAUGCGCCCCCUCGCUCCUGUUGGUUGCCUGAAUGUGUUCGCGAUACCUUUUGAUCGCACGUUGGUUACUAUCCGGAAUACAUCUUCUGUUCGGAUGAUGGAUUUCCUUUCCUCUCUCUUCUCCGCGCCACCCCUCUGUUUUACUCUGCCUACGUCUCGCUUCCACCACGGCAGUUGUCUGCCAAUUGAAUCAUUUCCAUAUUUUGAGCAGUUGUGCUCUUGUUAUGCAUUUUCAAUUUGAGGUGUUUCAAGAGGAAACUACCACCCUGGUACUUGUUCUUUUGGGGCUGUAGCCUCAGCAGCAGCUGAGGUAUUUCUAAUGUUGGGAAAAAUGCUUAAUUUCUCCGUUGGUGGUGAAUUUGGAAUAAGUGUAUGUACCCAUUGCUUGGGUUGGGAGUCCGCUCUGGCACAGUUAGUGAAAGCUACGCUUUGUGUGUUUAGGUUCGCUGUCUUAAUGUAGUUCACCUGCUGGGUUGGUUCAUGGUGCAUGGGCAGGUGAGUUAUGGUACUUUAAAUACAGGAUAUUCUGUGGUUAUGCAAAGACCUGGUUGAGGUCUGCCUUGGUACACCAAAUCACAUACACCUUACACGCCUUUUUUUGUAUCGACGAUAACGAGUCCAUCCACGUGAUGUUUUAUUCCCUCCUUUCUGUUGGACCAAUGUUAGGACACUUACAUGUAAUGAGAAUAUUUUCCACUGAAAUCUGAUUGCCACUGACUUUAACUUUUUUGAUUUCCCGGGAAAAGUUCUUAGUCCAGAAAACCGGUUCUUCCAAAAGCAGUCAAUGUUCUGGUCGAGUGCAAAAUAAAUACACAGUGAAAUGUAUAGAAAACGUGUCUGUCACCAUGGAAACACUAUUUGUACUAACAAUUGUUCAAUUGUUAAUUUGUAUGCUUUUUGUUUUGUAUCUUUUUAUUGUUUUUUCUUUGUUCAGGUCUUUCCGACCCAAUACCAAAGUUUAGCAGGGGUGCCUGAUAUUACCCAAUGCUGCUUGUUUUUGUACUGUUGGAACUUGUUCAGUUAAAUAUGAAUUGUAUUUGGUUUAAACUCUGGAUACUUGUACAGAAAAAUCUUUAAAUCUAAAGCGCCAUUUUGUUACAUAGCAGUUACUCAUAAUAAACACAUGUAAAACAUAAAAUCACUUGUUAUCUGUUCUAACAUGCACC